AUGUGGUAUGGAUGGGGCGUAGAUUAUGGGGGAGGAAGACUGGGGGGGAAGACUAGGGGGAAGACUGGGGGGGAGACUGGGGGGAAGACGAGGGGGGAGACUGGGGGGAAGACGAGGGGGGAGACUGGGGGGAAGACUGGGGGGAAGACGAGGGGGGAGACUGGGGGGAAGACGGAGUCAAAUGGGCAGCGAGUUGAACGUGGCAGUGGACAGCCAAAAGGCCUCAGUGGGGAAUCCCAAAAUCAAAAAACGCGUAUCGGGAACCACCUAACCCCCUCCCUCAACGUCCUAGAGGCCACAAAAGCCCACAUCCAGGGCGAAUGCCACCUAGAGGCUACAAGGAGAGCCCACGAGAGGCCACCUAGAGGCCACAAGGAGAGCCCACGAGAGGCCACCAGGAGAGCCCACGAGAGCCCUCAAGGAGAGCCCAAGCAAACUAUACCUCCCUCCCCCGCCGCCUCGCCUCGCCCGGCCCUCUCGCCACCACCGCCGCGCCGCGGCAACUCUUCACAUGAUAUCCCCAUAACCGUAAACCCACGGCAAUACCUAAAACCACGGCGAUGGGCGAUGGCAAUCCCAAUGUCUCGCCACCCGGACGCCACCCUCGCCUCCCCGCCCCUCGUCAACAUCCUCGUCGACAUCCCUAAAGGCGUAACUCCAAUCCAUUAA
Molecule: messenger RNA, 669 nt
Organism: Pseudogymnoascus destructans
Lineage: Eukaryota; Fungi; Ascomycota; Leotiomycetes; Thelebolales; Thelebolaceae
Exons: 3
Coding region: 1-669 (222 amino acids)
Source: RefSeq, a predicted model, not a curated record